Molecule: messenger RNA, 2610 nt
Organism: Oikopleura dioica
Lineage: Eukaryota; Metazoa; Chordata; Appendicularia; Copelata; Oikopleuridae
Source: the annotation of a GenBank genome assembly
AUGAAUUAUGGUCGAAUCUUCAAGUCCCUUCUACUGUGUGCUUUGCCCAACGGGCGCGGCAAAAUGAGCAGUGUCGCCGCGGUCCGUUUCGGUCACUUCUUUGACUCACGAAAGGUGAAGGAGGAGCGGGAGGCCCGACCUUGGGUCGCUGCCCGCCAACGACAGACCGGUGCGGGAAUCGCCGGCGACCAGUUCAAAAGAAACGUACGAGCCGUCCUCAACAAACUUACGCCAGAAAACUUUCAGAAAUUAAUCAAGGAACUCUCCAAUUAUAAUUUCUGUACUCCUAAUCAGCUAAAUGAAGUUGUGACGUUGAUAUUUGAGAAAGCGGUCGACGAAUCAAAGUACUGUCGUCUUUAUGCACUUCUUUGUGUUCGUCUAAACUCGGAGCUUCCGAAUUUCGAAGAGAAGGGAUGUGUGUUUACGACCUUCCAGAAACUCUUACUUACGAAGUUGCAAAGAGAAUUCGACCGCCGCCGUCACGGAAAUGUCGACCCCGGGAGUCGAGAAAAACGUCAACUUCUUGGGCUAAGUGCAUUUAUUGGAGAACUUUACCAGCUGAGACUGAUCAGAGAGAUUACUGUACACGAGUGUCUGAAGGACCUACUCCGGAAAGAAGACGCAGAGGCACUAGAAUGCCUUGUCGCGAUUAUGGAGACAUCGGGAGAGCAACUCGACCACGAUCAAGCAAAGAACCUUAUGAAUCAGUACUUCAAACGCAUUCAGAAAUUUUCGAAUGCAGAUCAACUUCCGUCACGCGUACGUUUCCGUCUCCUCGAUCUUAUAGACCUUCGCUCUCGAGAUUGGCGACAUCGCCGACAAGUAGCAGGACCACGGCCCGUUUCCGAGAUACGGGCUGAAUAUGGCACCAAUCUUGAUCCAACGAAGAUCUCCGCUCCUGUUGUACCAGUUGGACAAUCGAGGAUUCUCCGAGACUCAGAACUUGCAAAGCGUCGACCAGAUCGCACGAAUGAGUUCUUCCUGCGACCUUCGGCAACUAAGAAGAAUGAGCCCGAGCAAGAACCGCCUUCUACCAGAUCAAGCUUCAGCGAUCAUUCUAAUGGCAUUUCCAAUGGCACCCCUUCUUCUCCAGUCAAGCCCACUCGCUAUCUACCGCCACGCCGAGCUGCCGAUAGUUACUCUGAAAAACCAAAGCCUGCGCCUGUCCCAGAAAAGAAAAGCUUUGUCCCUGCAUUCAUAAAAUCUAACAAUGCCAACCAGAUGAAUGAUCGAACAUCGUCAUCGCUUAAAUAUCAACCGAAACCUCACUUUUCCUCCCGAUCAGGUCUUCCUGGUCAAGGCCUCAACGCUCCCUCUCCACUCGACAAGGUUAACAAUGCUAGAAGUCUUCACCUCAAGCGCAAUAUCGAUCGAAGAAACUCCCCUGGUAGAACUUCGAAUUCUAGUCCAGCAAGAGGAAGUCCUAAUCAGUCCCCGAUUCGCAAUGGACACUACUCACCAAUUCGCAACUCUCCAAACCAUGCUUCACCAAUAUCGCCACUCGUUGACGAGUCCAUGAAAGCAGAGAACAAGCCUCUUACGGUGCUAGAAAUACUGGAGCUUUCCAAACAAAUGUCUUACCGCUAUGUUACGAAGUCUGACGAAAGCAUUCUCGCCGACUUCCCACCGUGUCCAGACAUCACGGAGAGCACACUGGUCGAUAUCAAUCUUUUCCUGUUAGAACGUGCCGUCGACGAUAAAGAAAACUCAGAAAAGUGGACUAAAGUAAUAAAAACUUGGAACAACAGCGAGGAAAUCGUCAGUAAAGCCUUCAAGAAAUGGAUUCAGAGGCAUUCAUCAGACAAGAAUAAUGAUUCUGUCAAAGUUAUAAGCGAGCUUAUUCUUUGCGGAUUUCUUGAGCCUAUAAAAAUCGUCGAGUUUUUCGCAGACGGCAAGUUCUACCCUCUAUUCUUCCUGAUCAUGAAAGAAAUCUUCGACUCGACGGGGAAAAUUACUUUUCUGCAGCGCAAAUUUGCUGAGCUAGAUUUUCUUGGACUGCUGGAGAAAAGAGAUAGAACCGAGCUGCGUACUAUUCUCGCAGAAUACAAGUUGCUCUUUCUCAGACCGAAGUUUUCCGACGAGCAAUUCUUAUUUACAGAAAGAGGUCUUGAGCCGUCAGAUUAUUACCGAGCGAUGAAAUCUCGUGGAGAUCAUGGAGCUACCGCCGGCGCCGUCAUCAAUCUCGUUUGGGAAAAGCAGCUCGACUUUGCGAAAGUGAAACCGCUUCUGGUGAAACUUCUUCGGACAAAGCCGAAAAUCCAAUGUGCCACAUUAAAAGCCGUUGUUCUUGCGCACAACGAGCGUGGUAUGCAGAAGGAUCACCUCUUGAAACAGUUCAUUCUUCUUUACGAUGAAGAUAUUGUAGAAGAAGAUGGAUUCCUUCUUUGGGAAAAAGACAUCCACGACCAAACUCCCGGCAGACAGAAAGGGCUCGAACAGGUGUCCCGCUGGCUUCAAUGGCUCAAAGAGGCGGACGUUGAAUCCGACGACGAGAUCUCUAGCAAAUCUGGCGAAAAUAACUCGCCUCAAAGCAAUUGCCCACAAAAUGCCGAAAACGAGAUUAUCCAUGCCGUAAAGAAUGGCGCCCUUGAACUAACGAACUCAGCAUAA